Phaeoacremonium minimum UCRPA7 is the source of this 2478-nucleotide messenger RNA. RefSeq names its product putative ubiquitin-protein ligase sel1 ubx2 protein. The coding region runs from base 1 to 2478 and encodes 825 amino acids. Gene Ontology annotation, molecular function: protein binding. Gene Ontology annotation, biological process: ERAD pathway. Gene Ontology annotation, cellular component: endoplasmic reticulum membrane. The record is from RefSeq and is a predicted model, not a curated record. The transcript has 3 exons. NCBI's taxonomy places the organism in Eukaryota, Fungi, Ascomycota, Sordariomycetes, Togniniales, Togniniaceae.
AUGAUCGGUUUCAUCUACUUAUCGCUGCUGCUGUUGCAGGCCCUCUCCGUAGGCGCCGCCGAGCAGAACGAUGACACUACUACAUCAAUAAUACCAAAUGGCCCGUCAGAGAUUGUCACGAGCCACGAUGCAAGCCAUACGUACCGCGAACCCGGGGCGGACCACGUCGAUCUGGCUCUAGCAGAGCUGCGAAAGAUACAUCAGACGACACAUCAUAAGCGACGACGGAAGUCCGGCUUCCUUGGGACAAUUCUCAGCUACGCGUGGAAGGCUGUUCCGAGCCUGCGUAUCAGCGCUCCACCACAGGACACACCGGCGAAGGCAAUUAGCGGACCACUUCUCGAAGCUGUAAAGCAUCUCGAGACCGCAUCGCACAAGAACAACUCGGAUGCGCUGUACUUACUCGGUCAAAUCAACUUCUACGGCAACUAUUCGCAUCCAAGAGACUUCAAGAGGUCUUUCAAUUUCUACCAGCAGCUUGCAACCCUGAAUGGAAACGGCUCAGCGUUAUAUAUGCUUGGGUUCAUGUACUCGACUGGCGUGGGAGGAGCUGUUGAACGCGACCAGGCGAGAGCUCUGCUUUACUACACAUUUGCAGCUGUCCGCGGUCACACCAGAGCCGAGAUGACCGUUGGGAAUCGUCAUCAUGUCGGUAUCGGCACACCGAGGAGCUGUGAGUCGGCCACGAAAUACUACAAACGAGUGGCCGACAAGGUUAUGGAUUGGUACCGGUCUGGCCCCCCCGGAGGCAUGGCAUGGGCGCGUGAGGCAUCUCGAGUGGCGGAUGACCUCGGAGGCAUUUACGGUGAAGGUGCCAGUGUGUCCAGUUCGGGAAUCAACGCCAUCCGUGCCUCGCCCAAUUCUGAUGCCUAUGCGUCUAUCGAGGAUAUCAUUGAAUAUCUAGAUUUGAUGUCGAAUAAGGGCGACUUCAAGGCGUCUUUCAAUCUUGGGCGCAUUUACUACGAGGGCCAACGCGGUCUGGACCGGGAUCUCUCUAUGGCCAAGAAAUAUUUCUUUAUGGUAGCUAAGAAGUACUGGAAGAGCAAUGGCCGGGUUGACGAGAACUUCAAACCGGGACUAGACAAAUACGCUGCCAAGGCUGCAGGCUUCAUCGGCCGCAUGUACAUGAGAGGAGAGGGCGUAGAGCAGCACUUUGAUCGUGCCAAGUUCUGGUUCGAACGCGGUAUCUCCCAUGGUGGAGAUGCACAGUCUCAGUACGCUCUGGGUCUGAUGCUACUACAUGGCUACGGUGUUGAUAAGAACAUUGCCAAGGCCACCGAGCUUUUCAAGGCAUCGGCUGAUCAGGACUAUGCGUUCUCCCAAGUGGAGCUGGGCGUGCUCUAUUUGGAUCGAGGCCAACCAGAAGAUGUUCGGAUCGCCAAUGACUACUUUGAGCUAGCUGCGAGAUAUCAUCACAUCGAGGCCCAGUACUAUCUUGCCGAGAUGAUUCACUACGGCAUUGGACGCGACAAGGCUUGUGCGCAGGCUCUUGGAUACUACAAGAGCGUGGCUGAAAAGGCUGAGCCGCUCGUCUCAUCGUGGACAGAAGCCAAUCAAGCGUACGAUGAUGGGGACCAUGAGCUUGCCCUGCUCGGCUAUCUUCAUGCUGCUGAGGAAGGUUAUGAGGCAGCACAGAACAAUGUUGCGUAUAUGCUCGACCCGGAUCAGUCCAUACUGAUCAAAUGGCUGGAUCAAGCAGCCUCACAAAAGCCACAUGUUCUCCAAAACCCUUCACUUGCGCUAGUGUAUUGGACAAGAUCAUCCAAGCAAGGUAACAUUGACUCCCUGGUAAAGAUGGGAGACUAUUACCUCAACGGUAUUGGGACAGAGCGUGAUGUCGACAAAGCGGUCCAGUGCUAUACUGGGGCGUCUGAGUAUCACCAAAGUGCACAAGCCCUCUUCAACUUGGGCUGGAUGCACGAGAACGGGGUGGGUCUAAACCAGGAUUACCAUCUCGCCAAACGCUACUAUGAUAACGCACUCGCUACAAAUGAUGAGGCUUAUCUCCCGGUGACCCUGAGUCUCCUCAAGCUGCGCAUGAGAAGUGCGUGGAACACAUUUACACAUGGCCGUAUCAACUCCAUUCAGGAUGAGCCUUCUAAAAAGAAGGAGUGGUCUUUGAGCGAGUGGGUUGCCAACUUCAUCAAAGAUGAAGGAAUGUAUUAUGAGAUGGAGUUCGACGAUAUUUAUGACGAUGCAAUGCCGGGUGGGGAUGGGCCACAUAUUACAGGAGAAGACGAUGAAGGAUUCAUGGAUACCAUGAUCAUCAUGGCGCUAGCUCUGUCUCUUGCUUUCUUCAUCUAUUACAGGCAUCAACGAGAGCAGGCGGAGAAUGCUAGGCGUCGACGAGAGCAACAACAGGGAGGCCAGAAUGCCCCCGAGGCUGCUCCACCAGCUGCACAGAACAAUGGUGGUCUUUUCCCUCCUCCUGGAGACCCCAAUUUUGCACAAUGGGCUGCAGGUGGUGUGGGACAUUGA